AUGUCUACCUCUACUUUCACAUCAACUGCUCCUAUUAAUAACAUCAAAAAUCUCACAUAUAAUAUUCUAAAAACCUUCAAGAAUAGCAUUAUUAAAGUCAAAAGUAAUUUGAGAUAUGUCAAAUGUUUUGAAGAUUUUUCUUCAUAUCUCCUACCUAUAGACUUUCUUUGGUUCUCUCCUCAACUUCAAGGCCCCUUGAAACCACUCAUAUACUUAAUCUGCAAACAUAUUAUCUAUUACAAUUAUAUUGAUAAUUUACAAAAACUAUGUCCUAUAUGUCUAUCAACUAAUAUGGAACCAAAAGAGGAAGACAAAAUAAGUGUUGAUGUUGAAGAACAACCUAAUACUAGCAGUAAAAAAUGUUCCAAUGAAGAUAUGAAUGUCAACUCAUCUACACCCAAAAAAAAGGUUAAGAAAGCAGUUAGAAGAGAAGAUUCACCUAUUUUGAAAAAACUUAUCAAGGAAUUGUCUGCUCCAAUUCUAUAG
Cetraspora pellucida is the source of this 486-nucleotide messenger RNA. The record is from the annotation of a GenBank genome assembly. Lineage: Eukaryota; Fungi; Glomeromycota; Glomeromycetes; Diversisporales; Gigasporaceae.